This is a messenger RNA of Nothobranchius furzeri (turquoise killifish), 3366 nucleotides long. RefSeq names its product TCDD-inducible poly(ADP-ribose) polymerase (gene tiparp). Gene Ontology annotation, cellular component: nucleus. The record is from RefSeq and is a predicted model, not a curated record. Gene Ontology annotation, molecular function: NAD+-protein mono-ADP-ribosyltransferase activity; zinc ion binding; NAD+ poly-ADP-ribosyltransferase activity. Lineage: Eukaryota; Metazoa; Chordata; Actinopteri; Cyprinodontiformes; Nothobranchiidae.
AGACAGCAGAGCGUCUCGCGCAACUGCUCCGUUCACUAGUCGUUUGGUGCCUCUUCGCACUUAUGUCUUGUAAAAAAGACUCAAAGAGAGGCAGUAUGGAGUAAAGACAGAGCAUGAGAGCUCUGGGGGAAGCAGAGGGACACCACCAGCAACCUAGCCGGACCUCUGCUUAGACUACACGGAUACUACUAGCUCUUUUAUCCCCAGGCUGGACACGGAGCUACACGGAUGUUCACACACUGGCUUUUGUCCACCAGAGAGUGUCGAGAACGGGGGCGCAGGGGUGGACUGUGACGCCAAGGACUGUCGGGGUUUAGCUGGAGAACAUGGAUAAAACUUUGCACAUUCUCCAGAAAUCGUCCGACUGCGUACAGACUGGGAUCUCUCUGGAUGUGAGUCUAAAUAUGGAUGAAGGGGGAGACUUCGCAGAGCGGCCAAUCGUGGGCAUUUCGGACAAGUUGCCUCUGGUGAAACCGUAUUUCAAGAAGAAACAAAGGAAAUUGGAUACCAAAUGCCUCCACCGCGCCCUGAAGGAUCUGACCAGUCUGUUGAGUUCGGAUACUCUGGUUUCCGGGGACGGGGUGUUUGUUCCCCGGAAUCAGCCCGGCAGGACUCCGGGGAACCUGUGUUCUGCAGUGGUGAAGCAGAACUGUGUAGGACCGGUGUGUCUCAAAGACCCGGGAGCUGCGGAUAAUGUCUCUCCGGCGGCCGGUGUCCAGGCUCUGCUAAGCCGGGACAGUGAUGUGGAGAUAGCUGAUACUACUGCGGAGCUGGAGGAGACGGAGCGGAGAGCUGAGCGACCCAAGAUCACAGAUUCUAGUCCGGACUGCUUCCCAUUGAAGCCUGGGCUCAGGGCGGCGGGGAGCACAGAGACCAUUACACCCCCUGAUAGAGACCCCACAGCUACAUCCCAGGUCCCCCACCAAGAGGGGCCCGUUAAAAGCAAAGACCUUUUAACCUCUGGAGGAGUUAAAAAUGCUCCAUUCAAAGACCGCACCGCAAUCCAAGACCCCCACUCCCCCCUCCUCCUGCAGCAGCCGGACAAAGGGGUGCUGUUUCAGAAUAAAAGCGAAGAAGCCUCCCUGGACCUUGUUUUUGAGCUGCUCACGCAACUUCAGUAUCACACACACCAGUCGGACGCUGUGGACAUUUGUGUGGAUUUUCUCCAAGGGCAGUGUGUUUAUGGGAACGACUGCGCCCACCACCACACCGUUCUGCCCUACCACUGGCAGAUCCGCAAGAGCAGAACCCAGACGUGGCAGAGCAUAGCGGACGACUCCCAGGAGCAUCUGGAGAGGCUGUACUGCAACCCUGACAAUGUGCUGGUCAGCCUCAAAUAUCAGGGCCGAGUGUUCACCCUGGACUUUGGGACGAUGCAAGUGUGUGACCUGGAGUUCGACUGCAUCCGACGGCUGACCACGCCCCCCAGUCCCCUGCCUGUGUCUGCAACAAACCCAAACCCCACCCCCAGCUGUCACACACUGUGGAAGUACUACUGCAGGGACAACUUUGGCUGGAGGGAGUACUCUGAGCCGGUGGUGAAGCUCAUCGAGGAAGCGAGUUCCAGAGGUCUUAAGGAAGUGCGAUUCAUCACGCUGCAGAACCAGUACAUCCUCAACAUUAAGGAGGGCUUCCAGCAGAACGCCGUCUUCGGCUUCAGGCGGCAGAUCAAGAAGAGGCCCAUGUUCAUGUCAUCCGUGAUGCUUACGCCCUACCUACAGACUCUAGGUGGCCUCUCUUUACCUCCUCUCCCCUCCUCCACCUCCACCCCCUCCAUCUCCACACCCAUGGACAUCUCUGCGUCACACCCUCUCUCGCCCACGAUCACCAACCCGCCCAGCGUUUUUCCUGAGACGUGGCUGCCGAUGACCACGAGCCAAGACUUCCUGCGGGUUCCCGUGUCGCGUGAGGACCGCAGCUACCGGACGGUGUACAGCCUGUUCCACAAGACCGUGUCGGAAACCAAGUUCAGGAUCAUCAAGAUCCAGCGUGUGCAGAACCCCUUCCUCUGGGAGAAGUAUAAAAGGAAGAAGGAGUACAUGUCACGCCGCAUGUCCGAGAUGGACCGCCUGCUGAGUGAGCGGCACCUCUUCCACGGCACUUCGGCCGACGUGGUGGACGGCAUCUGCAAGCACAACUUCGACCCGCGAGUCUGCGGCAAGCACGCUACCAUGUUCGGCCAGGGCUCCUACUUUGCCCGCAAGGCCGUCUACUCCCACAACUUCUCCAAGCGCUCGCCCAAAGGAGUCCACUGCAUGUUCCUGGCCAAAGUUCUCACCGGCAGGUUUACUGUUGGUAACCCCUCCAUGCGAAGACCUCCACCCAUCAACCCCCGUGAUCCCUCCAGCGACCUUUACGACUCCUGCGUAGACAACUGGGUGGACCCUCAGAUUUACGUCAUCUUCAACGAUGACCAAAGCUACCCGUACUUCAUCAUUCACUACGAGGAGGUUUCCAACACGGUCUCCGUAUGAGUUCUCCACCGCUCCUAAAAUGGCUUGAAUUGACUUUUUUUGGUCCUCGGGAGUCACUUCUGGUACUUUAAACAGGUGAAACCAGGAUAUAAACUGUUCUGAGGUCAGCUGGACUCAGACCGGGCCGCUGUGAUGAGGAACGACAGACCAAACUCAGCUGGACUCAACUGGAAUAGCAGAGGAUUGAGCUGGCCGUGUUUGAUGGCUUGAGUGGACUCACGUACCACACCCUUAGCUGGUCUGAACCAGAAGCCCCGGGAUGUUUAUCACCAAGCUAAAGCAAAUUUUUAGAUUAUUUUUUAUUUUUCCCGAGCAGAUUUAGGAAGAAACGUUCCUGUUUUCAUUCUUUGUUUGGCUGCACGUGUGUUUGCAAGACAAACCCUGUCACAGACAUUUAGCAUCCUGCCACUACUGUGAAUGACCAGCUAGCCGUUCAGAGGCCUCAGAGUUCCUCCAUCAUAGCGAAUGCUUAACCCGACACUUUCUUUUAACUGUGUGUGUGAAGUUUUAAAUUUAGUGGCCGACUCAUGACAUGAAUCUUGCUGUAACCCCUCCUGGUAGACGAUUCACGUGAAGCUGCUCUAGUUGCCAUUUAUAUUUUCCUUUCUCCCACUAAUUCAGUUCCUCUCGGGACGAUUGAAGCUUGUGCAGUCCGACGCCGAGACUACUGCCGCUUUCCAUCGACCAGCUAACUGAAGCUCGUCUCUGUCGGACCGCCCCCCCUCUCUCGCUCAGAGAUCGUAGAUUUUUUUUUUGUUUGUUUUUCAAGACAAACUGUACAGAUGUUUUUUUGUUUAUAUUUGAACUGUGUGCCUUUUGUUCAUAAAAAUGUUUAUUUAUGUUAGUUUUACUGUAACAUUGAUUAAAUAAAGAAUUUUAAAGAGCAAAAUGA